CCGCAGACAGGAACACGCGCGCCUGCGCUGCCAGCCACCGCAAUGGCGAUGCCGCCGAAGCCCGGCGAGCCGCCCAAGCCCUCGCCGGGGCGCAGCCCCAGCCUCAACCCCAACCCCAGCCCCUGCCCGCUCCCGCCCAUUCCCGGCGGCCCCCAGCCGGGCCAGCCCCCCGCGGCGGCGGCGCCGCCGCGGUCCCACCACCGCCGCGCCAGAUCUGAGAUGCCCUUCCGCUUCCCGGACGCCAACGGCGGGGGCUUCGACGAGAUCGGCUCCGAGGACGACCUCUUCUCCACGUUCAUGGACAUGGACAAGAUCGCCGGCUCCGGCCGCGACCGCGCCGCCGAGACGUCCUCCUCGCCGCCGCGCCCCACCAAGCACCGCCACAGCGCGUCCUUCGACGGGUUCGCCAUGGGCUGCGGCGGGCCCGGGAGGCAGGAUGGCGGCGGCGGGGUCGGAGGGGUGUUCGCCGACGUGCUGGAGGCUAAGAAGGCCAUGUCCUCCGAGCAGCUGUCUGAGCUCGCCUCCGUCGACCCUAAGCGUGCCAAGAGAAUUCUAGCGAACAGACAGUCUGCAGCUCGGUCAAAGGAAAGAAAGGCUCGAUAUAUAACAGAAUUAGAGCGGAAGGUUCAUACUCUUCAGACCGAGGCUACUACUCUUUCGGCACAAUUGACGCUAUUUCAGAGAGAUACAACAGGCCUUUCCGCAGAAAAUACAGAGCUCAAGAUUAGGUUGCAGGCCAUGGAACAGCAAGCUCAACUGCGUGAUGCUCUGAAUAAUACACUCAAGCAGGAACUGGAGAGGCUUAAGAUUGCUACAGGUGAGAUGACAAAGCCUGAUGAAGCAUAUAAUACGGGAAUGCAUCAUGUCCCAUACAACCCAUCUUUCUUCCAGCUUUCCGAGCAACACACACCUCAGCACCAUUCAAGUGUUCAUCAGCUGCCAUCCCAAUUCCAGCCACCUCAUCCCAAUGUCCCAAGCCACCAGAUGCUGUCCCAUCCAAACACGUUCCCAGAUAUGAUGCAGCAAGACUCGCUUGGGCGGUUCCAGGGGCUGGACAUUGGCAAAGGAUCAGUGGCUGUGAAGUUGGAGGCAGAGGCUGCUGCGAAGUCAGAGGGUAGCUCCAUAUCUGCAGAUUGGGGUUUGAGCGAUCACACGAUGUGUUUGGUUCAAGCAAGGGAAGAGGAAAAGGUAGCCUACUGCCACCGGCCUUGUAGAAGACGCUGGAUGACGGAUGGCUGCCGGGGAUGGCUUGCAACCAAAAAAUGCAGCGCCAUCCUCUCACGGCGGAUGGAGAUCCCUGCAUCGCUGCUCACGGUGGAGGGAGAUCACCGGCGUCAUUGCCCAUGGCGGAGAAGGGAGAGGGCUGGCCGCCGGCAAGCCGAGGGAGGCCAAGGAAGAUCUCCGGCGCUGCUGAAUGCUGCUCGUGCUGAAGAAAAUAUCUGACGAGCGGAGAAUACAGAGGGGGGAUCGAUACCGGGCGAGAGGUGUUAUUCCAUACCAGUGCGUAUGGGCAAAAGAAACGGGUUCUGAAACCAGCCCGACUCAAACAAAUACACGUAACAUAAUCAGAAGACGGGAAAAAACCCGCCAACCAAACGUUACAUUUUUCUGUUGACAUGCUUUGCAUCCUCGGAAUCUACAAG
This is a messenger RNA of Triticum dicoccoides, 1643 nucleotides long. Its product is annotated as transcription factor RF2b-like. The coding region runs from base 43 to 1443 and encodes 466 amino acids. Gene Ontology annotation, molecular function: DNA-binding transcription factor activity. Gene Ontology annotation, cellular component: nucleus. Lineage: Eukaryota; Viridiplantae; Streptophyta; Magnoliopsida; Poales; Poaceae. The record is from RefSeq and is a predicted model, not a curated record. The transcript has 5 exons. Gene Ontology annotation, biological process: regulation of DNA-templated transcription.